UAAUCUUUAUCUCGGAUUUUCGUUGGAGCACAUCGAGAAAAGAAUGCCAUGCGGAAGACCAAAGAUGAUCGCGUUAAGAUCACGACCCAUCAUUUUCGAAUCAGUAUCGAGGAGGAGGAGGACAAUGAAGAGAACAAAGAAGCGGAGGAUCAAGCAAUCGGAGAGAUGGACAGAAAAAUUUCCAUCACGAUAGAAACGGAUUCCAACGUAACGAUCGGUGGACAAGAAUCUGGAAUAAAAAAUUUUUCGUUCGAUCAGGAAGAAUCUUCGUUUUCGAUCGAUGAUCAAUCACCGGAUAAAAUCUUGAACAAGGGCGUCCAAGAGGACAAUUGGAACGAACGUGAGACACACUUGCAGAGGAUAAGCGACUUUCAUUUCGAAACAUCGAUCGAAUCUGAUAGCUCAGAGGGUCGAAACGAUGAUCGGAAGAAGAGAAAAAUGGACGAGCUGGUGGAUGAAAAUUUUUCUGACGAUUCUGGGAGAAGCAGGAACCAGUUGGGGAAGAUGCAAAAUGACAGUUUGGAAAGCGAUACACGAUCUUCGGAAGUUACGAACGAGAAUCGUGGAAGCUUUGGUUCCAGCAACGAGGUCUCUCCAUCUUCGACCAGUUUUGAACAGAAGGGAAACGGCUUUGGCCCGAUUUAUUCGACGAUCAAGUAUUCCAUCGAAGGAUGCUCCUACGAGAAUGCAAAUUCGACCAACAAGUUGGACCGCGUUGGUUCAAUCUCGACCACCAGCUUCCUUCCUUUCGUUGAAAUUUCUAAUCCCGUUACCACCAUUAAACGUCAUGGAUCUCUUUCCACGUAUGAAACGAGAUUAUCGAGCAUGAAUUCCCCCGUUGAGCGCAAGAGGACUUACAGCACAAACGAGAAGAUGUUGCAACAUUUUAAGAAAGCGCUUCCUCGAUCGAGCGAGAGGAAACAAUCGAUAACAACUACACCAGAAAUCCAAGAGACAUCCGCAAUUGACCAUCCAAUUCUUUCUUCCGAAGUAUCUCCCCUUCUAGUCAGACGUUGUUACAAAUUCAUGCCCACGUUUCCACCACACUCCUCGAAUCUGGAAACUGGAGAAAAUUCGCUCGAGACGAAAGAUAUCGUGACUAAUAAAUCGAGAAACGCAGAAUCAUCAUCAUCGUUCAACGUCGAUCCAAAUUCCAAAGAUGAAUCCUUGAAGAUCGAAGAACUCGCCUAUCCAUCCAUCCCUCGAGUCUCUCCACUUUUGCUCAGACGAUAUUACAAAGUCAUGUCCACGCGUUCGUCCAGUCUGGACGAGAUCUCGUCUAAAAACCACCAACCAGAAGAGGAUCGAGAUUCGUUCAAUACGAAAGAACCUGUAAUAACCGAUAAUCAAAGAACAAGAUUAAGCGUUAAAAAUUCAGAGGAUGCGAAUCGGUCAAACGCAGCUCAAAGAAGAUCGACCUUGCCUAUGAUGAAUACCGAUCUAAAAGAUGCACCCAAAUCGCACCCAAAUUAUCAGGACGUGUUGUCGGGCACGAGCGUUAAUCCCAUCAGGCGAUCAAGUAUCGCCAGUGCGGCUAUCUGCUCGAGUUUGGCUCCAAGUUUGGUCAGCGCGUGUCAAGGUAUUCCAAACUGUUUGCUACCCAUCUCGGAUGAGAAAGAAGUAUCGAGCGAUUCGCCUACGAAUAUUGGCGACCACGUAUCCGGGAGAAGCGGUAUCAGGUUGAAAUUGCCGUUUCUAAAGAUUCAUAUACCCGUACAGCAACCGGCGACUAGCUGGUCGGGCUCGAAGGAGGAGGAUGUUGGCCAUCAUUAUUCGCAUCAUCAUCAUCACCAUCACCAUCAUCACCACGUGUUCCCGCAUUUUCAUGUACCCAUUACGUUCACCGCGACGGCCACCGAUGGCGCCGAAUCCGGCCGGAAGUUCAACUUUGGGAUUCGAAGGCAGUCGCAGAUGACCUUGCAUCGGACUGACUCGAUGGUAUCGCUCUGCUACCGAUCUCUUGCCAGCUAUAUCACAGAUGAUAAUCUCGCUGGUCUCCAAAAUUUCCUCGAGAAUAAAAGAGUGCAGAUCGAUGACCGAGACGAGAAUGGUAGCACAGCCCUCAUCCUUGCAGCAACUAAGGGGAAAAUACAUUUCGUGCGAGAGCUCAUCAAUCAUGGAGCGGAUGUCAAUGCGGAGGACGGGGAUAAUUGGACGGCGCUACUUUGCGCGGCCAAAGAAGGACACACGGAUGUGUGCCUUGAAUUACUCGAGCAUGGUGCUGAUUUGGAACACAGAGACAUGGGAGGAUGGACAGCACUUAUGUGGGCGACCUAUAAGGGUAAAUCGCCGACGGUGACGAUGUUGCUAACACGAGGGGCUGACGUCAAUGCACACGGAAAUUUUCAUAUAUCUUCGUUAUUAUGGGCCGCAGGGAGGGGUUACCCUGACAUUGUUAAGGAUCUCAUUGCUCAUGGUGCUAAAGUCAAUGUUGGUGACAAGUAUGGUACUACGGCGUUGGUAUGGGCAUCACGCAAAGGACACGUAGAAAUUGUAGAUACACUUUUAAAAUCUGGUGCUAAUGUAGAUACUGCUGGCAUGUAUUCGUGGACAGCUCUUCUUGUGGCCACUCUUGGAAAUCAUGUGGAUGUAGUAUUACUUCUCUUGGAGCACAAGCCAAAUGUGAAUGCGCUAGAUAAAGAUGGUUGUACGGCCUUAGCAAUAGCAUGUCGAGAAGGGCAUCACGAAAUAGCAAAUGCGCUUUUAAAUGCUGGUGCUUAUGUAAAUAUUCAAGAUAGAGCUGGUGAUACAAAUCUGAUUCAUGCUGUAAAAGGCGGUCAUAGAGGAGUGGUUGAAUCUCUUUUAAAAAAAUAUGCUGAUGUUGACAUCGCCGGCAAGGAUAAAAAAACAGCAACUUAUAUAGCAGUAGAGAAAGGAAAUAUACAAAUAUUGAAGUUGUUACUAAAUGCUAAUCCAGAUUUAGAGAUUGCAACAAAAGACGGCGAUACUCCGUUAUUACGCGCAGUUAGAUCACGAAACGCUGAGAUCGUGCAAUUAUUAUUAGAUAAAAAAGCUAAAGUAUCAGCCACGGAUAAAAAAGGGGAUACAGUAUUACACAUAGCUAUGCGAGCAAGAUCGAAAGCCAUUGUCGAAAUAUUAUUGAGAAAUCCGAAAAAUAGUCAACUACUUUACCGUCCAAAUAGGCAAGGAGAGACUCCUUACAAUAUCGACAUUAAUCAUCCAAAGACAAUUCUUGGACAAAUAUUUGGUGCACGACGUCUUAAUACUAAUGAGGACAAUGAAAAUAUGCUUGGUUACGAUUUGUACAGUAGUGCAUUAGCGGAUAUCCUUAGCGAACCAUCAUUAUCGACGCCUAUAACUGUUGGUCUUUAUGCAAAGUGGGGUUCGGGGAAAUCAUUUUUGUUAAAUAAGUUAAGAGAGGAAAUGAAAAAUUUUGCGCGUCAAUGGAUAGAUCCUGUAUUUCAAUUUUCUUUCUUACUCUUUAUUGUAGUAACUCACGUAUCUUUAUUAGUGGGUAUUACGAUAGGUCUUGCUCUUCAAUCAUGGAUUGUUGGUCUUGUCUGCGGUAUAAGUCUUAUUUUUAUUACGUAUAUUUUUUUGAUACUUGUUUGGUAUGCUAAUAAAAGGUACGAUUGGUAUUGGCCAUACAGUUUUACAGUAGCUCUAACUACAAAAUUAAAUUCAUUGAAAUUACUGUUACAAGUAAUUUUUUGCCAUCCUCCUGGUGGCCAAGUUCAUGAUGGUGUUACUGUUCAACCAAUAAAAUUCUAUUUCACUGAUCAGACCCGAGUCGGUACGACUGCUGCCGGAGAGAAUGCAGUAGUACAAAUGGUAGGAUCUCUUUAUGACUCCAUCGAAAAUGAUUUUGGUUCUUUAUCUACACGACUGUACAGAGCAUUCAGACCAAAACCAGAUAAAUCAAGAACAACGUGGAAAUGGAGGCAUCUUUGUUGUUUGCCAUAUAUAGUUAUAUUUGAAUUCUGCUUUUGCAGUUUACUUGUUGGUAUCUCUGUACUUACAGUCUACCUCAUCGAUAUUUCUAGCAGUGAACCAACAAUAGAAAGAGUUACGGCACACAUAAUUAUGAUAACUGUUGCCUUAAUAUUAGCUAUUAGUAUAAUAGCAAACUUAUAUACAUGGAGUCGAACGUUACAAGCACUAGUUUUCUCUCAAAGACGGCAUCUACAACGCAGCAUUUCUAAAUUAGAGACUUUAAAAAGCGAAGGUUUUAUACAAACACUAAGAAGCGAAGUCAAUUUAAUGACAGAUAUGGUUAAAUGUCUAGAUAGUUUUAUGGCACAACAAAGCAGAUUAGUAAUAAUUGUGGAUGGUUUGGAUAGUUGUGAACAAGAUAAAGUGUUAUUAGUUUUAGAUGCUAUACAAGCAUUAUUCAGUGAUAAUGGUUAUCCAUUUGUUGUUAUAUUAGCAAUUGAUCCACAUAUUAUUGCUAAGGCAGUAGAAAUCAAUAGUAGAAGAUUAUUCACAGAAUCUAAUAUUGGAGGGCAUGAUUAUUUACGUAAUAUGGUUCAUCUUCCAUUUUAUUUGCAAAAUAGUGGUUUGCGAAAAGUAAAAGUUGCUCAACAAACUGCCCAACAUAGUAGAAAAACUACAUGGACCGAAGCCGAAGAAAGCGUUAAUUAUACUGCAACUAGUACGAUGCAUCAUUCUGUUUCUAAUAGAAGACUUAGCACAGAAUCUGCUAUAAUGAAUAGCAAUGAAAAAUUGAAACCACAAAGUAGAAAAGGGAGUAGAAAAUUGCGAUUAAGCGAAUCAGUCGCUAGUAGUAUUGGUAGCAACUUAAAUCGAUUAGGCGGAGCUCAGGAUCUUAAUAAAAUGCUUCUCACUGACGAUUAUUUUAGCGAUGUUAAUCCUCGUAGUAUGAGAAGAUUAAUGAACGUCGUUUAUGUUACUGGGAGAUUAUUAAAAGCAUUCCAAAUUGAUUUCAACUGGUAUCAUUUAGCUAGUUGGAUCAAUAUUACUGAACAAUGGCCAUUUAGAACGUCUUGGUUGAUUCUUCAUUAUGAUAUGUAUGAAGAUAGUUUAGAUGAUUCUAUGUCGUUAAAAAAUCUUUAUGAUAAAAUACGACCCCAAAUUCCGGUGCUUAAAGAAGUUCAACCUUUAUUAGAAAUGGAUAGGGAUGAACGUAAAUUGGACAUUUUUUUGACAUUUCAUCGUUCCAGUUUACUUGUUAGUGAUAUGAAAAUAUUCUUACCGUUCACAAUAAAUCUCGAUCCUUAUAUUAAAAAAAUAAAAGAGGAACAACAAAGUAUGGAAGAAGAAACAGGACAUGGCCCAUAUAAACAAUAUAGUCCUUGGACUUUACAUAGUAAUAGUCAUGAAUUGUGGAAUGCAACUAGAAAUGGUUUAGCAAGUCGUACAAUGAAAUCUAUUAAAACACCAAGUAUACAAGGACAAAUAGGACCAGUGCCAUCAACAUCAUCAUGGAUGCAACCAUGUAUGCAAUCAACAUUCGACUGGCAGACAUCACCAUGGGUGCAAAUAUCUUCUAUGGAGCCAGUAAUUAAACCACUUUCUGCAACUUCAAGCUUACCGUCCGAGAUUUUGGAGAUAAGACUUUCUUCUUUAACAGUAAAUGGAAUUUGCGAUCUUAUUGAUAGGAUCGAGAAUAUAAAUCCCAAUCAAGCACCGCAGUACAAACAAGUUAUUAAAGAAAAUAAUAUCAAUGGUAGAGUUUUAUUACAUUGUGAAUUACAAGAAUUGAAAAAGGUUCUUAAAAUGGCUUUCGGAGAUUGGGAAUUAUUUCGUAUGGUAAUCGUAUCUCUUAGAGAAUUAGAAGUUUCAUCAUUUAGCACACAUGAAGAAGGUCCACGAAGUGUUCGAUUUACUGUAGGAACAGAACAAAUUCCACGAAAAGAUCAUACUUUGCAAAGUACUUCGAUACGCGUACCAACUCAUGUUGAAAAAGAUAAGGGAACUUCAAGAACUGAUGGUCCUCCUAGACGAGAUCAAACUAAGCAAUCAAUUAUGGAAAAACAAUAUCAGGUAACUUUAGAGGAACAGAUGAUUUGUGGAGCACUGCAAACUUUAAAUGAAGAAGCGUGCGAAGAUGUAUUAGAUGUACCAUCUUCUGCAGUAGUACCAUCAGACUCACUCUCAGGAUCCAUUUCAACGGCUCCUCAAGAUACAGAUUAUGUGAUACUUCAAUCUAAUCCACUUCUGCAUUGGGUGCCAGUCAAUGAUGAGCCUGAAACGUCAGACGACAGUUCAUUUGAAUCAACAGUUCAUCUUCAACGUACAAAUUCACAACGUAGUAUUACAUCUCAACUUAGUACCAGAUCAGCUUGUUCGUUUGGACGUAAAGAUUUAAAAAAAAGUGGAGGCAAUUCCACUAGUAGUAGACCUGCAUCACUUUUUGUAUCACCUCCACCUUCUCCCAGACCUGCUUUCAGAUCUAAAUCAACAGACGAAAAUUAUGUAGUUAAUAAUAUGCCCAUGAAAUCAACUAUCUCUACACCUAUCAAGAAACGACGCUCGACUUCAACUUUAAAUGAUGAAAUAGUUUUAUCAGUCCCUGUUCCAAAUUCCAGCUUGGAAAAAUUAAGCAAACUGAAAGAUCGUCUUAUGGGGACAUUACCUGUCUCACCUGCUCCAGGAGAAAGCGAAGAUGAAUCCACGCCGUUAGUUUCUGAAUUAUCUACUCCAACUCAUUCACAAUCCGAUAGUGUAUUUAGACAUGAUUGCAGCGAGGAAAACAGUAGUUCUAUUUCUUCUAAUAAAAGUUUACCUCGUGAUGGAGAACGAUCUAUUGAUAUUGUUGAUUAUUCUGAUACAGUUAGUUUAAUGGUACGUGAGUCUUCGCAUGUGCAAUUUUUAUCACGUCAAGAUGUCGAAGAAUGGGACAAUCCAGAAACACCUGUUUGAUACCUUCUGCUACACAAUUGUUAGUAAGUCUCGA
This is a messenger RNA of Apis florea (little honeybee), 6877 nucleotides long. It is a transcript of the gene Arms, whose product is annotated as Ankyrin repeat-rich membrane spanning. Gene Ontology annotation, molecular function: PDZ domain binding; protein kinase regulator activity. Lineage: Eukaryota; Metazoa; Arthropoda; Insecta; Hymenoptera; Apidae. The record is from RefSeq and is a predicted model, not a curated record.